This is a messenger RNA of Coregonus clupeaformis (lake whitefish), 2200 nucleotides long. RefSeq names its product transmembrane protein 235. Lineage: Eukaryota; Metazoa; Chordata; Actinopteri; Salmoniformes; Salmonidae. Gene Ontology annotation, cellular component: apical plasma membrane. The record is from RefSeq and is a predicted model, not a curated record. The transcript is spliced from 4 exons. Bases 309 to 932 code for a protein of 207 amino acids.
AAUAAUGCAUCGGUCGGCUACUCCCUCUCUCCCGUUAUUUACUAUUUCAAAGCGCAGUUCUCUUUUAUUAUUCGUUCCAUUAUAUUUGAAAUGAUCAAAACAGAACCCUCGUGACCAGAUGUGGCGGAGGAUAAUUUGACAAGUCAGCACGAGACUGCGGGGAGUAGAAUAAAGACCAUGUUGGAGAGCUUUGCGCAUUUCUCCAUCUCGGGUGCGGGUCUAGAACGUUGUGUGAUACGGAUUUCUUUGUGACCAUGAAGUUCAUUUGAAUUGCUCACGGAUUUGUUUUUAACGAAGUUUAGACAACAAUGAAGUACGGAAUGGUUGUUAUCACGGCUGGCUUUUCAGGUUUACUCAGCUUCAGCUUUCUUGCAGUGGCAAUUGGGAGCGACUAUUGGUACAUCAUCGAUGUGAACAGUGCGAACCUGUCGGACUUGGAGGACCUGAGUUCGCAUUCCGGUCUCUGGAGGAUCCGUGAAGGGAAAAAUGCCACCUCUUGGCCAAUCCAGUCCUUCUUUGUGGAUACCUCCAACAAAACUGAGAUAGAGAAGCACCUUAUCAACUCCCACAAGGUGAUAGUCAUCCUGCUGCCUCUCAGUCUGUUGCUGGUCGUGUUGGGAGGGAUCUGUGGUCUGGUCAGCUCUCUGGCCAGGAAUCCCAGCCUGCUGGCCGGCUCUGCAUCCUACUUCCUCUUCUGCAGUCUCUUCACCCUCUCCGGGUUGGGCGUCUACGUCAGCUACUGCCAACAGGCUCGGGAGCUGUUGGAACCUGAGAUUCUGGCCAGCAUCCAUGUGUCCUAUGGCUGGUCGUUGGGUAUGGCCUGUCUCUCCUUCAGCCUGGAGGUGACCGCGGGCCUGCUGCUGAUGCUGGCUGCUCGUAUGGCCCACCUCAUGGGACACGACCAUGGAGUCAUCAUUAUCGCCAUGGCCUGAAAAGGGAAAGAGAACGGACUGAAACUGGAAGGGACUACUGGAAGGGUCCAAUCAGAAUCACUCAUUUUCAUUCUCUGUUGCCAAACGUUUUUAAAUGUUUUCUGUUGUGUGCCCUAAUGAACACGACCCCUGACUGUGACCACUGAUCAAACUUCCCAGUGCAUUGCAACUCCAAAGGACUGACUUGGAUGUUGCAUGUUCUAGGUUUCUCCUCUGAGCUACUGGUCCAUAUUAGGACAGUCUCAGAGACACACGAACUUGGCUCCACAAUGCAACCCUCUCUGGACACAUGGGCUCAUUAUUGGGGGCAGCAGGUCUAUUUUGCUAAUUGAAAGGGAUUUGCAAGGCUCCAAUCAUACACACGGACACACAAAAACACACUCUUUCUGGCAAUAUUACAUAGCCAGUCACUAGAUUCGAAUGCUACAAAGGACAAAUGCUUUCGCAUCCUCAAUGGCUGGAGGGCAACAGCAGUUAAUAAGGCUUCGAUUACUUAGCACCUCUAUUUCCUCUGGUUUCCUCAGGGUUCAUAGCCCAGAAGCUACUUUCAACACAUUACAUACAUUGUCACAAUCUACUAAUUUAUUAAUGUUGUGGCUCUUUGCUAAUCAAUGAGUUGUUGUGAGAUGAAGAAAGAAACUAAGUUAAUCACUAGGACAUUAUUGCUAUAGGGAAGUUUGGUUUUGGUUUCUCAGUGCACUUGUCUCUGUAGUUGUGUAUCGUAAUGAUAGUAGAAUUUAAUUGGGAAAAAAAUGAUUUUAACCAAAUUUCAAAAUGCUUUAACUAAUAAUUGUCUAGUAGACAGAUGCCUGCCUUGUGCUUGCAUCAUGGCAGUCUUGUUUGUGUUAUGUUCCAACUCCUUUCAAACCUUGCUACAGUAACAUUAAAUCAUACUGACUAUGAGGGCUAACAAAUGAAAUUGGUUUCUUGUGUAUGCUGCACCACAUUCUAAAUUGCCUUAACAAACUAAACUCCUCACCCUCACAAUGUAGAACGAUGAUCAUUAGUCUGAAAGAUGUGUUUUUACAGUGGGCUAUUUCAGUCCCACAUAAAGUAGCUGCCCUCACUCACAAGUUCCCCUGGGUUUCCACCUGCAAAUUGUGCCAAAGGUCAACUGCAUAGCAGUAGUAAUAAAGGACUAAAAACAAGUUCAUAAAACCAACUCAUCUGCAGAGAGAGAUCAGCUACUGUAUGUACCAGAAACAAAAACCUUCCUAAAGAGAGAGAGCAGAUGCAGGUUGAGAGAGACAAUCUUCAGACAAGCUCUC